AUGGCUCAUAUCGACAGAGCCAACAUUGGAAAUGCGAAGAUAGAGGGUAUGGACAAAGACCUGGGGCUGGUCGGGAAUCAAUACAAUAUUGCGUCGACGAUCUUCUUUGCUCCCUACAUUGUUUUCGAGAUCCCGUCCAACAUGAUUUUGAAGAAAGUUCGUCCUUGUAUCUGGCUCCCAGCGCUGGUCAUCGGCUGGGCCACCAUCAUGACACGUAUGGGGGUCGUCAAGAACUUCCAAGGUCUGGUAGCCUGUCGAGUCAUGCUGGGAUUUGUCGAGGCCGGAUUCUUCCCCGGUGCCGUCUUCAUAGUCAGCUCGUGGUAUAUCCGCACGGAGCUUCAAGAGCGCCUUGCCCUCUUCUACACAGCGUCCGCCUUUUCCGGUGCAUUCAGCGGCCUCCUCGCGUUCGCUAUCGCCAACCUUGACGGAUCGCGCGGAAUUGCAGGAUAG
Messenger RNA from Aspergillus affinis, 450 nucleotides. Its product is annotated as MFS general substrate transporter. The transcript is spliced from 3 exons. Gene Ontology annotation, biological process: transmembrane transport. Gene Ontology annotation, cellular component: membrane. Gene Ontology annotation, molecular function: transmembrane transporter activity. The record is from RefSeq and is a predicted model, not a curated record. The coding region runs from base 1 to 450 and encodes 149 amino acids. NCBI's taxonomy places the organism in Eukaryota, Fungi, Ascomycota, Eurotiomycetes, Eurotiales, Aspergillaceae.